This is a messenger RNA of Betta splendens (Siamese fighting fish), 5478 nucleotides long. Its product is annotated as cyclic AMP receptor 4. Gene Ontology annotation, cellular component: plasma membrane. The record is from RefSeq and is a predicted model, not a curated record. The transcript is spliced from 11 exons. NCBI's taxonomy places the organism in Eukaryota, Metazoa, Chordata, Actinopteri, Anabantiformes, Osphronemidae. Gene Ontology annotation, molecular function: cAMP binding; G protein-coupled receptor activity. Gene Ontology annotation, biological process: adenylate cyclase-activating G protein-coupled receptor signaling pathway; cell surface receptor signaling pathway. Bases 1838 to 2434 code for a protein of 198 amino acids.
UGAGCUAAUUAGCUGCUUAGCUAGCUUUAACGGUGCGCCGUUAGCUCCUUUUUAUGAAUUGCUUAUCGACCUAAUUGUUUAUUGAUUGGUCGGGUGAUUAGCUAGUCGACACCUACAUCACUCUCGGGGCUAAACUGUAGCGGUACAGCUGGGCUGUUAAGUAAUUUGGCAUGCCAAUUAAUUAACAGCUUUAGUUGGCCUGUUGAAUAUCAACGUUUUAUUGCAACUAUUUAAUGCAACUGUCUUUAUUGGCUAACUUGAAGGGCUACCGUUCUCCGCCUGAUAAGCUAACUACCUGCGAGUCAAGAUCAGAGAAUCCUGUAGUCGAUCUUUCCAGCCACAGCUUCUCUGUUCUGGUCAUUAAUUAUAAAACUCCGCGUUAAACUCAGGAUAGCAGAUUUAACAUUAAAUCACAUUGCACAACGACAUCAAUCAAGGCUUACAUGCAGUUUGCAGGGCGGAUUGGAGAAUAGUGGUGCUGUGGAAUUCAGGCUGUCUCUUGUGUGGCCUGUAUACGGGUCAAUGCCAGCGGGUUGACUUUAGAGUUCCAUGCUUUCUCUUUGCUGUGCUGUAUCAGUGCUAUCAGUGCUUCAGCAAUACUGUCUCCCUGACAAGCAGUUGCUCCUAGUUGCAAGUUCUUGAUCACAGUCUUUUUUACCUUUUACCAGCUUUCAGUCCCAGGUUCUUUUUUAGAACACAAGACUUGUAUGUUUUAUCAAUUUUCCAAACUUCUCAGUAGUGCAGGGCAUAAUAGUGUGUAUGUUUAGCUAAUGAGCAAGUCUCUCUUUUAUUUUUUUAAAAAGCCAAGGCUUCGUCACCCUGACAGCAGCAUUCUAUUUUGUUUGUCAGUGGAACAACACAUAUCACAUAUUCAAGCCUUGUUUAAUGAUUCAUGUACAUAAAUCUGAGCUGGACGGUCAGCGAUCUGUGUUAUGUAACACUUAUCUGCAAUCUAAAUAUUUACCAAAUCAUCUUGUGUUAUUCACAAUUUUAGACUCUUUGCACUUUGUUACAUUUUGUAACAAAGCACAAAGAGUUAGACCCCUUUUCACACCCCAGCAAUUCUGUGCUGAGAGACCUCAUUCAAAUGUAAUUAGAACAGUAAAUUAGCAAAAAAACCUUAUCUGUAGAAUAGUUCUUUCAACCACAGACAGAAAUUUCACACUGGUGCAAAGACACAUUUGAAUCCUUUCUCUGUAUGUUUGGCGAAAGAAGGUCAUGUUUUCGUUACGCUUUUUCUAUGAGGACGUGACAGUGUUGUGCGGAGUUCACAGGUUAUCAGAAUGAUCGCCGAAGGGAUUCUUUUGUUGUGUAAUCCGUUUUGUAACACUGUUUGCUAGUGGCCACUGCAGCGGCAUGGAACAGCUGAUAGUGUGGACGUGGCACAAAGCACUUGCUUUGACUUUUUCACUUCGCUAGAAACCUGCAGGACCGUUUCGCCCAAGUGCCAUUCUCCUCAUACCUUCAUUCUUUUACUUUUCUUACUGAGGAGUACACCAUUUUAGUUUGCAUGUCUAGCUCACAGUAUGCUGGGUAUCAGGUUCAUACAUGUGUAUUUCAGUCCAAGCAGCUGUCAUUUAACAGGUUUUGGUGUUUUGUAAUGCUCAUAUGUGCCCAGCACACACACACGCACACACGUACAGAAAAUGCUGAAACAAAUGACAGUCUUUUCAACCCAGUAAUUUCUUAGCUUAUGAUUAUAAUGUUAAUAGCAGAGUAUUUGUGUUGAGCUUCUGAACAAGUUUUGACAGUGCUUUGUGUAAAAAAUGUACACUGAGAAGUGAUUUUAGCAGUAAAACGAGCCACAGGAACCUUCUCUUUAGUAGGAUGCCUUUUCAUGCUGUUUGUGAUCUGGCUGCUUCGCCGGUAUUACUCCUUAGCUCAGAAGAUGAUUCUCAGCCUGACUGUAGCAGCUUUUUUUGACAGUGUAGCAUAUGUCAUGGGUGAGUCCCAUCCAGAAGGAUCUCUAUGUAACUUCCAGGCCUGGUGGCUAACUUACUUUGACUGGAGUGCCUUGACCUGGGUUUGCCUCAUCACUCUAAACCUGUACCUCAACCUGGUCAGAGAAAUAAGCACCAAGAAAUAUGAAAUGUCCUACCACCUGAUGGCGUGGGGGGUGCCUCUGGUCAUGGCCUCCUUGCCUCUGCUAAAGGGUUACUACGGCCCCGCUGGGGCCUGGUGCUGGAUCACAGACGAUCACGUAGCCUGGAGAUUUGGGAUAUGGUACGUGCCUCUGUUCACCCUCAUCUUCCUGAUGAUCUGCUGUUAUGCCAGGAUCAUCUGUGUGGCCAAUAAGAGGAUGCAGUCAUGGUUGGGAACAUUCAACCCGGAGAGGGAGAGACGGAAGGUUUCCUUGGCCGAGGAGAUCAAGCCCUUGAAGUGGUAUCCCUCCGUGUACCUGCUGGUGUCCAUCUUUCCUCUCAUUAACAGGUAACAGACACACACACACACCUGUCUGGCACAUGAACCCUGCGCUCACCGUUUUAUUUGCAUGUUGGCUUCGCUCCGCUGCCUUAUCUCCUCCCACCCCCCACCCCCCCCCCCCUCCCUCUCUUAUCUGAACUCUCACAAGGGCUUUUUCUGUCUGUAGGUGUGCGCGUUUGUGUGUGCGUUUGUGUGUGCGUGUGCGUUCUGCUGUGCGUGGUGCCGUUUAUUGGCUUUUUUUUUUCUUUUGCACCGAGGCUUCGUGCACUGAGUAUUGGUGGAAGGAGGCGGGUGGUCCAGUAAAUGAUAACCCCUAUCUGCGCUAUGCUGUUAUUACUCCUUCAGUCCCUUCCCUUCCGCCGUCUCCCUCUGAUUUGCUGCCGCUCCCUCCCCCUCCCUCCCUCCCCCCUCCACGCUGCGCCGGUGUGAUUGACAGGUCAGGGUUACUAAGUGAUUAGCUGCGGCGGCUCUGCUUGUCGCCUCGGCGAUGUAGGCGGAGACACAGGUCAAUUACAGGGUCAACGUCUCUCAAAGCCUGCGCUCAAAUGCUGCCCAUCCCCCCACCCCGCCUCCCCCGCUUGCCCUCUCCUCCUCCUUCACCUUUCCAUCCCUUUAAGCCCCCCACCCAGGUCCCUUCCGCGCCGCGGCUGUCCGCUGAUGAAGAUGACAAACUGCAUCCUGCGCUAACCCCCAACUGCCCUUCUCUCUCCCCGGCCCGCUCUCCCUUCCCUCCCUCCAUUAACGCUGCUUUCUCCUCCCCUCUCCCGCUCGCACGCUCCAAACUCCUUUGUUAUAGCCUCCAUAUUUCCACUCUUCCUCGCUCAGACUGUCUGUCUUCCGUGUUUUUAUGUCAGCUCCCCACCUCUUCCUCCUCCACUUUUCCUAUCCUCUGCCACACAAAGCCUUCUCUCUCUCGCUCGCUUGCUCGCCCGCCCGCUCUCCGUCCCCCCCCCCCUCGCCAGCAAACACGCUCUCACUCGCUCUGCCUUUCUCCAGAGAGCGAGCGAUGAGAAAACGGGAAUGAAUUGCUCUCUCGUUGUCGUCCUCCACCACCACCACCUCCUCCUCCUCCCCCAUUCCCAGCGCUGGCUGUAUACAUCUCCGGCUCCUAUUAAUUUGUUAGCCUCCCCCUCCCUCUCCCCCGACACCCCCCCCCCUCCGGCUCAUAACCUCCUCCGCCUCCUCUACCCCUCAUUCUCUAUCUCUCCCUCCUUCCUUCCCUCCCCUCCGCUGAGUGCUCGAGUGUGUAAAGUGUUUGUCACGGUGCUGUGCCGAUGUCGCUGUGCGCUACUGCGCGGAAGCGGCGCGCGGCGGACAGACUCCGUGCGCGUCGCGCCUCGCCUCGCCGUACGUGUGAGCGUGCGCGCGUGUAGGCGGGUGGUUGGCGCCGUGUCAAGGAGAAUGUGCUGUCGCCGCUUGUUGCCGUGCGUGCGUCCGGCCGCGUGCGUGCGUGCGCGCUUGUUUGUCCGCCUCGCCGUGAGUGUGUGCGCGAUUUUAUUCUGUGCGUGCGUGUGUGUGUGUGUGUGCGCAUGUGUGUGUGUGUGUCUGAGUGGGGGAUUAUUUCUAUCUGAGCUCCAAAGCCUCCUAAACAAGGCUUAGAGAGACGGCCCAGGGCAGCAGCUAAAGCCGCUGGGUAGAGCUCUUUCUCUCUCUCUCCCUCGCUCGCUCGCCCGCUCGCUCGCUCGCUCGCACCUUCACCCCUCUCCGCUGCGCUCCCUUUCUUCCCCGCCGCCGUCUCUCCCUGCCCUGAUCCAUUGCAUUAACACACAGACACUCCCACACACACACACACACUCUCUUGUUUUGGCCUUCAUCUGCCACCACAUGCAGACACGCACACACGCGCGCAGUCACACGCCACACGCAAUUUUAAUCUGUUCCAAAUGCACACUGGUAAAUGUGUUAAUUCGACACCAGCUGUUGCGAAUUGAAAUGGGAAAGCGCUCCUACUUUUCCUCGCCCGCACUCGCGCGCACACAUGAAUGGCCGCGUCAUUAUACAUCACUUUACCAUACACACAUCUCUUUUCUCUCGCUCCUUCCCUCAUUCACUUACCCUCAUUUGGCAGCGCAAAAGUAUCACCAGACACUCACACCUUCGCACUUCUCUCUCCUCCUUCUCCUCUGUUCUCCUUGUCUCUGCCACAUCGGCCUCUUUGGUGUGUGUGUGUGUGUGUGUGUGUGUGUGUGUGUGUGUGUGUGUGUGUGUGUGUAACUACUGCCCGGGCACGACUAGAGUUUUCACAGUCUGCUUCUCACAUCGCCUCCCCUGUGUGCUUUAUGGUGUGUGUGUUUGUUUACAAGGCUUGUCUAGAUUCCUACUGUACGUGCUUGUGUGCCUGUUUGCAUAAAUAAGCCCUCGCUCCUCAGAACCGAGCUGCCGAUUUCGGUGGCGUACCGCCGCUUGAUUUGCAAGUGCUCCUCCUGGACGGGCCGCUCGCCUUUUACGAGGACUUUUAGCUGCCUUUAUAAAACCCGUCCCUCCUCCUUUUGACUCCCAGGUUGAGAGAGGCCGACGUGCCCACUUAGAGGCUUUUUUCUUCUCGUUAAGCCUUUGUCUGGAAGCCUCCAACCUCCAAGUGAGGCCGGUCGCCUCGGAGCGAUCAAGGUCGCACGUCUCGCGGCCGGCGCUUCUGCACGGAUGGAUCGGCCCUGGCGCUGGAGCCCGGACCAGUUAUGCGUCUGUGACCUUGAGUUCACCCUGUGGCUCCAGGAGGCGGCUCGCGUCCUCCUAGUUAUUCUUGGUUUCCCUGAGUGCUGCGUGUGGGUUUUGCGGUGCCUAUACGUGCUUGCGGGGGAUUUUUGUAUGGGCUCCCUACAGCGUCUGAACCCCCCGCCUCUCUCUGGAGGAGAUCUGAUUUCCCUGCUCCAGGCAGGCAGCGAGAACAAGGCGGCGUGUGCGCGCUGCCCCUGUGUGCGCACACGCACACCUGCGCACGCAGCCCGGCCCGGGCAGACCUUCCCCAUCUCCGCUCUGCGCUUUGAAAAACGAGGGAGGAAAUCUCAGAGCAGCAGUUAUUAUUCAUCCCUCAAAGAGAACGGGGAGGCGGCGGAG